AUGCUCAUGUCUCGUCUUAACGAAUAUCAAGUUAUUGGUCGUCGUUUACCAACUGAAGCGGUUCCAGAACCAAAAUUAUACCGUAUGAGAAUCUUUGCUCCAAAUGAAGUUGUUGCUAAAUCUCGUUACUGGUAUUUCUUACAAAAAUUACACAAAGUUAAAAGAGCUUCAGGUGAAAUUGUUUCAGUUAACACCAUUUCUGAAACCCACCCAACUAAAGUUAAAAACUUUGGUAUCUGGAUUCGUUAUGAAUCAAGAUCAGGUAUUCACAACUUGUACAAAGAAUUCAGAGAUGUUACCAGAGUUGGUGCCGUUGAAACUAUGUACCAAGAUUUAGCUGCUCGUCACAGAGCUAGAUUUAGAUCAAUCCACAUUUUAAAGGUUGUUGAAUUAGAAAAAACUGAUGAUGUUAAACGUCAAUACGUCAAACAAUUCUUGAGCAAAGAUUUACAAUUCCCAUUACCUCACCGUAUUCCAAAAUCUGCUAAUGUUUUUGCUCCAAAACGUCCAUCAACUUACUAUUAG
Hansenula anomala is the source of this 525-nucleotide messenger RNA. RefSeq names its product 60S ribosomal protein eL20 (gene RPL20B). The record is from RefSeq and is a predicted model, not a curated record. Gene Ontology annotation, biological process: translation. Gene Ontology annotation, cellular component: ribosome; cytosolic large ribosomal subunit. The coding region runs from base 1 to 525 and encodes 174 amino acids. The transcript has 2 exons. Lineage: Eukaryota; Fungi; Ascomycota; Saccharomycetes; Phaffomycetales; Wickerhamomycetaceae. Gene Ontology annotation, molecular function: structural constituent of ribosome.